Molecule: messenger RNA, 2268 nt
Organism: Rana temporaria (common frog)
Lineage: Eukaryota; Metazoa; Chordata; Amphibia; Anura; Ranidae
Gene: FKRP
Product: fukutin related protein
Exons: 2
Coding region: 128-1573 (481 amino acids)
Biological process (GO): protein O-linked glycosylation via mannose
Cellular component (GO): Golgi apparatus
Source: RefSeq, a predicted model, not a curated record
ACGGAACAAUAAAGUUUUUAAUCAUCAUGUGACGUCAGGGGGCGGAGACCGGAAGACACGUGGUGCGGCUGAUGGAUACAAAGUAACAAGUGUGUGAGAUCCUCAGGCCGCCCCCGAUGGGUCCAGGAUGCGUUGCCCGCUCUGCCACCUGCUGAUCGCCUUGACUCUGCUCUGCAACGUUCUGCUGCUCUAUUACACGUGGCACCUGAACUCCCGUCCGGCGGGACGUCUCAGCCCCUCCCCCGCGCUGUCCCCGGGGAUCACGGUCAUUGUGCGGGAGUUCCGGACCUUUGAGCACGGCCUGGCGGACCUCAAUCACUCCUUCCUGCGCGCUCGCCCGUCUCUCCAGAUCCUCAUCGCCUCGGAGGCUCCGCCUUACCCGCCGGUGCCAAGACUCCAUGUUGUGCGCCUUCACCCCUCCCCCGAGCAGCCUGGCUCCGCUGUCCGCCUGGAGUCCCACAUCCACACCCGCCUGGUGGCCCUGGUCCCGGACGGAACAUCUCUGGACCCCUCGGACCUGCUGGACAGAAUGGCCCGCGCUCUGCGGGACGCUCCCUCCGGAGUGCGGAUCGUAGCGGCCGGCGCCGGGGGCCCGCUGCGCUGCCUACACCUGAACGUGUCCCUGCGGGCGUGGACGGCGGAGUACAGGGCGGCCGUUGCGGGGGAGACCUGCGGGGCCGUGGGCGGGCCCGCCGUCCUUCUGAUGAGAUCCCGCGAUUUGUUCGACUUGCCGUUUCCUCUCUCCCGCCCCCUCCGGUCGGCCAUUUUCAUCCAGUCCGCUCUGCGGGGGUGGGGGGUGAAGAUACUGGAAGGCGCCAAGUUUCCCCGCACCCCUCUUCCGGCCACGGACCACGGGCGAUGGAAGGACGAGCAGGCGGAGCGCGCGGAGGAGGCCGCCACCAUGAGAGCCCUGAGCGUACGAUUGGUCCGCGGCCCCGAGGGCGAUCGGUGGUACGGAUGCUCCAAGGACACGCCCCGCUGCUUCGGGACGGUGGUCGGGGAGACCCCGGAGUACCUGUAUGAGGGGCGCUGGACUCCGCCCUGCUGCCUCCGCGCUCUGAGGGCCACCAUGGCUCACGUCAUCAAGACUUUGGAGGCCAGCAACGUUCGCUAUUGGCUGGAGGGGGGGAGCCUGCUGGGGGCGGCCCGCCUCCAGGACAUCAUCCCGUGGGACUAUGACGUGGACCUCGGCAUCUACCUGGAGGACGUGGGGCUCUGCCCGGAGCUGCGGGGGGCCCAAGGCGGCUCGCUCAUAGACUCGGAGGGCUUCGUGUGGGAGCGGGCCGUGGAGGGAGACUUCUUCAGGGUCCAGUACAGCCAAAGCAAUCACCUGCAUGUGGACCUGUGGCCCUUCUACCCCCGGGAUGGGGUGAUGACCCGAGACUCCUGGACGGGGCACCCCCAGGACAUCGAGUUCCCCGAGACUUUCCUGCGGCCCCUCCAGACUCUGCCCUUCGCCGGGGUCGCCGCUCAGGCGCCAAAUAAUCACCUGGAGCUCCUCAAGUUAAAGUUUGGAGAAAGAUCGAUCGAGGAGCCGGAGUACCCCAACCCGGCCGUCCUGAGGAUGGGGUGAGGGGCCCCCGGCCGUCCUGAGGAUGAGGUGAGGGGCCCCCAAGAGGAUGAGGUGAGGGGCCCCCAAGAGGAUGAAGUGAGGGGCCCCCAACCCGGCCGUCCUGAGGAUGAGGUGAGGGGCCCCCAACCCGGCCGUCCUGAGGAUGAGGUGAGGGGCCCCCAAGAGGAUGAGGUGAGGGGCCCCCAACCCGGCCGUCCUGAGGAUGAGGUGAGGGGCCCCCAAGAGGAUGAAGUGAGGGGCCCCCAACCCGGCCGUCCUGAGGAUGAGGUGAGGGGCCCCCAGCUGUCCUGAGGAUGAGGUGAAGGGGGGGCCCCGACCCAGAGGAGGACGUUAUAGAGGGUCCCACACAGGGGGGCAGAGAAAGGGGCCGCACACAUCCUUCUGUUCUACCAGAAAUCAGCAGCCAAUAAGAUUUAACCUUUCACCCCGAGUUCCCCCCACCGAUGUCCGAUUGGCUGUAAUAAUCUGAGGGGGAGGGUCUGCUGCUAUAGAACAUCUUUAUGUGUAUAGAGGAGAGACGAUGUAUAAAAUGUGAGCCUUUCCACCGCACACCACCGGGGGGCAGCACUGCGGACCACACAUUUUAUGGAGGACCGAAUCACAUGUCUGUGGGGAGACUCCUUUACCCAUUACCCCCCACAGCCCCCCUUCACAUCACCUGCCCCCCCUCCCUCACAUCACCUGCACCCCCACAG